Messenger RNA from Cinara cedri, 39054 nucleotides. The record is from the annotation of a GenBank genome assembly. Lineage: Eukaryota; Metazoa; Arthropoda; Insecta; Hemiptera; Aphididae.
AUGACCAUCACAGACCGUCCAGACAUGGCCUCCGAGCAGACCGCAGCCGUCGUGCCAGACCACGACCCGUGGACCGGUCCUCCGAAGGACGGCCUGUACGACCCGCAGCUGGAGAAAGAAGCGUGCGGCGUGGGCUUCAUCGUGGCCAUAGACGGCAAACGCACCAAUAAGGUAACCACCUUACUCUAGGAUGACCAUACGCCCCGUUAGCGAAGGGAUUUUUUUUUUUUAUGUAUCGACAUCUCUUGUACCAACUAACUUCAAUCGGGACGAUUUGUGUCUGGUUUUACUAGACGGUCUGUUAUCCUCGUAAUAUUAUGGGCGUUUAAAAGAAAAUAUCUUACUACGAAAAAUCAGUAACGAACAAUAUUUUUGCAGCUUUAUAUUAAUAACCAUAUAAUAGGUACCAACAUAGCGAUUUUCGUGUAACAAGCCUCAAGACGUCACGUUCAAAUUGAAAAAUAAAAUAUUUGAUGUCUUUUUUAAGUAUUUAGUCGAAAUUGUUGUAUGUCUUUUUUAUAUAAAUAUGGUCAACUUAACCCGUCACCGGGAGCGGGGCGGUAUAGGUACGCGUUCAGGCGAUCGGGAUGGAGACCAUGACGUUUAAUCCCCGACGGACAAAUCGAAAUCAGCCCUUACCAACCGGCCACGCCCACCGCGACUCACGUCGAAAAUCGCUCCUGUCCUACCCGCCCUCCUUACCCCUUGACAAUUCGAUGAACGGAGAGGGGUGGUUGAAUCUUGAUUCACUUACUGCGGUUCACCCUCCCCCCUCCCCACGAACGCCACCNAACGCCCCCCCCCCCCCCUCCCCGGAAUGCUCUUUUUUUCAUUGAUAUUAUUAUCAAUUGGGUUCAAUUUCGCUUGUCUCAGCUGAUCGAUUUCUCGUUUCCCGAUCCGGCCGCCAAUAGAACUUAUUUAUUUUUUUCCUCUUCAUCGGUAGGAUUCCUCGUCGCCAUGACGACUAUAUCUAGUCAAAUAAUACGACUGACCUUGAGCACUUUCUGCACCAAUCGACUUUCGCCACGUCAUAAAGCUCCACCAAACUCCACCCUCGUGCACCGGUUGAAAACCAUUCCGUUGGUUCCUGUCGGCCUGUCACUACGAUUGAUAACACAAUAUACAAUUAUCGUUGUAAACGGUUCGGCGAGUGACCUAAUCUACGAUAUUGAAUAACGAAAUAGCCCGAAAGGGACGCCGAUGGGAACUACAGGAAUAUCUAUUACCUGCGGAUUAUCAAAGACCCAUUACAGGUGCUGAUGGUAUCCUUUAAACGAUCCGUUAUCGAUUUCGACGAAUUCAAUAUAAAUCGAAUGUAUAUAUGACUGUGGUUUUUAACCUUUGUGUAAAUGCAUAAAAAUACCUUACAAUCUUUUCAUAUACAAUAACGGAACAUGCGAAUCUAUUUUUCUGGGUAUUCGAUUAAAAUACAUCAUGUCCACAUUAUCAAUAAUAACGUUCUGUUUUUGAACACCCGGAAUCGGUAAAAACCGCCGGUCUACGGAUUUAGAAACAUACGAGGGAAAAUACGAUUGGUACACGCUGAAUCAUCAACGCGAUAAAUGGCACGUAGCACGUGGGUAAUGAUAUUAUUAAAACCGUACGCGGUAACCAGGUAAGUACGAGUGUACGAUAAAAAAAAGUUCGAAAAGCGACGUAUUAGCAGUUACUUGUUGGGCAGGUUGGUUUUUAUUUUAGCACUCGUGUUCGAUCGUUGUGAGAUUCCUAGUGGAAAUUAGGGAUCAAAAGAUUUUAUCGGAAUCGAUUGGCCUUUGACCGAUCGAUUUGUGCACUAUAAUAUUAUAGUUGUCAAGAUUAACGUUGAACUCUUUAUCUCAAAAAUUAAAUAUUUUUUUUUUUUACGAUGGGCUAGUAAUUAAAAUAAAAAACUAAAUUAAAAUAAACUCGCGAUUGUACGUAUUAUGUGCGUGAAAUUCGUUUAGAGAAAAAUAUUAUUUUGUUUUUUAAUUUAGAACCGAUCGUGAAACGUUCGUAACAAAUGUAUAAUUGAAAUUUUGUGUAUGCGUAUUAAACACGAUUUUACGCGUAUUUAACACUCUUUUACGCAUAUUUAACACGCUUUUACGCAAUUUGCGCGCGAUCUUCGAACGGUUAAAAAUCAAAACCGUCAUUUUAUAAUGGCACUAUAAGAAGGUAUGGGUGCGUAUUUUAAAUAAAAUUACGUUUUCCUUCUCAUACGUGCGCCAUCAAUCGACAUAAUAAUUAUUAUGAUGAUUUAUCACCCGUACUGCUCAUGAUAAUAUAAUAACGUUGAACGCGCCGUUAUCUGCAUUUCAGUGAAAACUAAAAAUCGCGCGUUUACUCCGCGUUUUUACUCGGGUCAUUUAUCCGCGGUGCGUUACACAAGCCCCGUAAAGUUUACCGCCGACGAACAGUGAAAAAUCAUUUUCGCCGUUCCGUUUUGUUUUUUUUAGCAAUUUCAAACCCCAAACUGCCACGUGCACCGUAACCUGUGACGGGUAUUCGCCUAAUAAUAAUAAUAAUAAUGAUAAUAUUAUUAUCGUAUCGUUCUUAUCUGUUCAACAGACACGCGCGUUAUUAUCCGUACGCACGGGCCAUUGAUGUUUUACGUCGUGUUUUACAUUCUAUAACGUCGUGACGUCAUUUAGGCGUGUUUUUUCAUUUUUUUCUACUAUCGUAAUUCUUGAAAAAUCAUUCGUGUUGUGUCUUCGCAUAAAACAACACGCAGCGGAUGUUCGGAACGGUUUUCGUUCCGUCGGUCCGAUCGACGUGUGUAUAACAGCGAAACGUCCGUGGCGAUGGAUCGGGCAUCGGUUUUUUUUCUAAAUCAAUAAAUAAAAUGAAAAUCAACGCCCCGACGAUUUCGGAGGAAAAAAAAAACCACAAUAACAAUCGCGACUGUAAUUAACACAAAAACGGGCAGUCGGGUAGGCAUAAUUAUACGAGUACGCGCGGCACGUGACACGUGGUAUAUUGUGUUACUUUCAACAUUUUUACAGCGUGUUUUAUCCAUUGUGUCGUCUGUAUUAUUUUACAGACGGUAUUAUCGCAGUAUUGUAUUCUAUAGGCAGUUAAUUAGGCUGAGCAUACGAUUACGUAAAUCGCGAUUUUUUUAUACGUGGCGCGUGUAUUAAAGAUACACCCGAAUCGCCGUGUUGUCGGUGAGUAGGUAUGUGUGUGUUUGCAAUAAUUAUUGUGAGUUUUUUUUUUUUUUCUAGAAUACACACUAAUUAUUGUUAUUAUUUAAAAAACUUUUACCGUGCACCGUGGCCGCGUAACGAAAACAAUAGGCUUGUUGAAAACUUAACGUUUUUUUUUUUUUUUUUUUUUUUUUUCGAAACGUCGAAAGAUAUUAUGUUCAAAAAAUAUCAACAUUUAUCUACGACUCGUAAGUGUCAAUAUUUAUUUUAAUGUACGGUACUUGAUAUAACUAUAUAGUGCAGGUACCACCGUAACGUUGAAUUAUCUGAGAGUUUACAUUUGUAUUAUUUUAACCAUCCGUAUAAUGGUACGUAAUAUACGCGAGCAGCUGUUCAAUUUUCACAUUGUUAAUAUUCUAUCAAUGAAACGAACGAUACGAAUAAAACUACUGUGAAUGGAUAAACAUUUAAUGAUGGCCAUCAGUGGCGGCUCGAUGCAUUUUUACUUUGAAUCGCCGGUUUCAUUUCCCAUCCAUCCAUCCACCCGCCCAUCACGACUCAAAAUACCUCCACCCUACUGUAAACGUAUUGAAAUUUAACAAAUCCCAAUAAAAUUCGUCAAAUUUAUCGAAUUUCCGCAGUCUAAAAUUCUCUUUUGAUGAAUUUCAUUUUUUAAAAAACAUAAAAAAUUUUGUUAUAUUUCUGAACACCCGGGCACCCGUGACCCACCUGUACAGUUAAACGUAACGAAAAAAUGAAUAGAUCAUUUUCUUUGCAAAGACGAAAAUCCGAAGUACAAAAAGCAAUAAUUAAGAACAUUUUUUUUUUUUUCCGUUACUUAAAUAAUUAUUUUUCUCAUAUCAUUCAGCAAAUGUGGUAAGUUUGAUCCGGCCUACUAGAAUAUUGAAACGACUCCAUUUUAAAAGUACCUAAUAAUAAUAAAUAAUAACCAAAAUUGUGACAAAAUUUGCAUAUGACAUACGUUUUUAAAAUAAUUUUACUUUCUCGUCCGUGUGUAUCGUUGUACCUUCCUAACUUCUCACCUACAACGGUGGCCGCUUACAUCCCCAGUAUCAGCUCUUUUUUAAACGUUUUUUUUUCUGAAGUUUAAAAUAAAAAUAUUAAAUAUAAGAUUAGAUAUUUAAAAUAUUAUCUUAUAAUUAAAUUUAAUAUUAUUAUAUAGUACAUAGCUGCCCGGAUAUGCUUCCUAUUGCUAGAUAAUAAUGUAGGUGAUGAGUCAAUCAGUCAGUCAGGACAUGUUAUUUAUAUAUAUAUAUAGAUUUUUAGUUAUUAACAAUGUGUUUCAUUUAUAACAAAAACAAGUUACAAGUUACUUUAAAACAACAUGUUAGUGCAUAUCCUAAAAGUUCGGGCAGCUAAAACUAUAUCAGUAAACAUUAAAUAUCAGAAUAAAAUCACUGAUAAUCAUAUUCACAUAUUUAUAAACACUAAAACCAAUAGAUAAUAAUUAGAGAUUUCUCGUACAGCUUAAUUUAUUAUUGACAGUUAGUUAUCACUGAUCAGGAGUACACCAUUUUCGAUAACAGAAUUAUUAUAACCAUGGAAUUAUAAAACUAUUUGUUUUAUUAUUAUUAUUUGUAUUACGGUUUAAUUUAUUUCCGUUUUCCUUACUGGAUUUGUUUCGUUUAAUAACUUUUUUUUAAAUGCGUUUUAUUUUGCCUGCAAAUAAUGCAUCGUGUUAUGUCAUUUUGUAAUGUAUAAUCAUUUAUGUAUUGCUCAUUGUCAGUAAAUUUCAAUAUAAAUAUAUAUAUAUAUAUAUUAUUUAUUUAUUAUUUCAUAUUUUUAUAUAUGUGUGUUUAAAAAGACUAUAAUUAUUCAUAAAUCACGAAUGAGUUGUUAAAUGAAAGAAAUAAAUGGCCAAAAGAGGAUAUGAUGCCCCCUCCUCUCGUGAGCACUACUAUGUGGUCGCAGUGCGCAACGGAAAUCGUAUAGUAUUUAUUAUUAUCCGCAACAAAUGAGUCGGAAAGACGGUAGGGGGAGAAGAGAUUUGCACGCAAACGAAAUUCGUCAACAAAUUGUCAAAUCUGCAUAGUAUUGAGAUUAGGUUACGUUUAUUUUUUGCAUUGUCAACGGCAAUCAAGCGCAGGGCGGCAGCUUGAGCAGUCGCGCUCGGGACGGUUGAAUCCGUACAUUAUGACGCGCGCGAUACUGUCUGACUUGGGAUUUUAUUUUGUAUAAUUAUUGUUCCGUAUUACGGCUCUUCUAUUUUCGUAUACGGUUAUUUGCGUGCGUUGGCCCAAUUUCAAAAUAUUCAAUUGUCCGGGUUUUGUCCAACGCGAGCCUACGAUUGGUCGCAGCCCGUGUACCCCGAUCGUAUAUAGGCACAACCGACAGACGUCUGAUAAAUAUAUCAGACAUCUGACGGUUGUAUAGUAAUAACUAUAUGACACAUGUUUGACGACUUUGCGCGGGACGUGUCUUUUUUGGACAUGUAAAUCGGUACUGAUUUUUGCGACUGUCCAGUAAUCGUAUACGGGGGCUGGCCCGGAUGCUGGGUUACUAUCAUUUAUUUGGCCCAAUCGGUCAAAAUUAGAUUAACAUGUGUUUUUAAUUCUCUAACAUAAUACAUCUAUUACUAAGUAAACAAAUUAUAAAACAAUUUGUUUCAAUAAUUCAACAUGAUAUUAUCAUCAUUAAUUGUUUUACAUUACUUUAAUAUAUUAGCACUUUCUAGACGUGCUAUUAUUUUCGAAAUAUCCUAGUACUUUUUGAUAUUUUUCUUUUUAUAUGAAUGAAAAUACUUUAUUGAAUAUUUCAUUUUAUAUUAUAAUAUUAUUAUAGUAUAUUAAUACAUUGUAGUCUGUAACCCAAUGUAUGGAAUGGCAGAAUUUACCUACAGUUCGGGCCUGACGAUAACAACUGAUCGACAAUUUUUCACCGUCAUAACAGUCCGAAUGGCUAAUCGAUUAUCAAAAUAAAAUUAUUUCGAAAUAACAGCUGAAAUUGCGAUACUUUAAACGCGAUAUAAAACACCGUUGCAGUAGACGGUGUCCAAGAGCAGGAAGACUCCGGGUUCAGACCAAUUCCCACUCACCCUUGAACCGUAUAAAUGUUUAGAAACAAAAUGUUGAUAUUAAUUUUUUGUUUAUCAUUUAUAAAUUAUAAUAUCAACGUUUUAAAAUAUAUUAUAGAUUGCAAACUCAGAAAACAAAUCAAAUGGAUUAGCUCUCUCCUCAAUAAAGGAUGUUUUUUUUUGUCAUGAACCAGCAGUUUUAUCGGAGGAUUUUAAGUAAAUUUGAUUUCUGUUUUUUUAAUCAUUGUGGAAUCGGUAAAGCUUCAUUUUAAAACUAUUUGCAAUUUUUACACUUAAACUAUAUGUACCUUAAAUAAAUAAUUACUUUUUUUUUACAAAUGUGAAAUUUAAUACAAACAGAAUUUAUUUUUUAUUUUAAACAAUGUCUUGUACAAUUUUGUAAAUUUUGCGGUGCACAUUGCGUUCAAAAUAUAAUAUUAGUAUUAAGAAAUAGUGUAUAACAGAACACAAAAAUAAUUUUUCGCUGCAAUUUGAAAAAUACAAAAUGAAAUAAAUUGAUAAAAAGUUUAGCGGUGUAUAAAUACUGUAACGUUGCGCAAUAGUUUUUCAUUACCUAAAUAAAACUUUAGGGUUCGAAAAAACAUUUACUUUUUUUGUUUUUAUUACGCCACAGAACGCAACUAUAUAGUAGUAAAAGUACUAUAAAUACAAUAAGUAAAUAGCUCGUACCACGCGAAUUUUAUAGAUAUAGAAACAUUUUUUAAUAAUUUAAAAUACAAACCUAAAAAAAAUAUUUCAACUUAACAUUCAAUUAGUUUUGCCAUAAUUUUUAUUUUUUUUUAUUCUUCGUAAUUACUAUUUUAUUUUUUUAAAGUUAACUUAAUAUAAGUAAUACAUAAUAUUAUAAAAGAUUACAUUAUUAUAUGUAUUGUCUAUCUAUUAGGUAUUCAUUAUAAUUAUUGAAUGCCAAAUUGUACAAAUUCAAUUCUUCAUAACACCCCCUUUUCCGACCGUCGUUAUACAAUAUAUAUAUUACAGCUAACCGGUAAAAUUAAAAAUUCAUAAUUAGCACGAUCUCAACACCUGCUUAUACGUAAAAGAAUUUUAAAAAAAAAAUCGUGUAAAGAUAUUGUUAAAUCCUAUUAAAAUUCCAUAGUAAAAUUAUUAGGUACACGCGCGUGCAUAAUAUCCAAUCCAUCACAUUAAAACCGUUAGGUUAUUAUAAUAAUAUAUAGUAGUGACCUUAAUCUCGAUGUAUAUUUAUUUUUAUAAUUUCGUUCGUAUCGUAAUAUUUUUAAAACAAAAUAUGAUUAUUAUAUUUUAUACAUAUAACGAACGUUAUUCGCUAUAAUGUAUAAAAUAUGCAAAAGUGUGGCCGUCUGUUUGUUACCUUUUCACGGCUAAACCGAUCUUGAUAAAUGAUAAACCUAACCUAACCUUGGGUACGGGAGAUCGCUCAUCGCUUCUCGAAUACGGACACAGGUAGGCUAUUUUUUAUGCCGGAAUUCAACCCCUUAAUGGGUUAUCCCUUGAUUUUUGAUCGUACAAUCUAAAAAUUAUAUUUUAAUGGUUUAUUCUUUACAGGUUACUCGGUUGAAAAUUAAAUAUUUUUUUGAUAUUCAUUUGGUUUCCGGGGAAAAAAUGGUUAAAUCAGUUUUCGCUAAUUUUUUGCUAUACAAUUUUAUUUAAUGUAAUUUUCCCUUUAUUUUUUGGUCUAAAUAAGCGAAUGCCUUUUCAAAAUGACUAGAUAUAUAUAGUGUAUUAAUGUGUACCAAUGUUUAUGUACAACUCUAGACUUCGAUUCAAGAAGAGCCGAUCUUAGUUUUUUUAAUUACCUUAUGCUAUUGCAGGUUUAAUAUUGUCAGGUUCUUCACUUAGAAAAUAAUCACAUAAGAAAUACCAUAAAUAUUUUAUUUUCGACAUCGGUCUAUUUUUUUUUUUUUGUAAUUUUAGUGUUCAAAACAUCGUCCCUGUAGCAUAAGAAAACAAACAUCAAAUUAUAAAUAUUGUAUCAAAUUUUCAUGCAAAAAUUGAGUUUUGACCCAAGAUUUAAAAGUAUAAUAUGAUACAAUGUAUAAUUUGCUUUUAAUUUAGCCAUUCUUCCUUGGGACCAAGUAUAAAUGUAUACACCCGUGAGCAGCAGAGAUCCAUCAAUAGAUACAAUUUUUUAGUCAUAUAGUUAGAGAUUGUAAAAAUAAAUGAAAUAACAUGGGUUCAGAUUUUCAAAAAUAUAUUAAAAUUAAAUAAAAUACUAUAUCUACAAUAGUGUAGCUAAAAUCAUAAGCCAAAAAACAGACAUGCUAUUGUGCGGUAGAAGGGAAGUGGAAGGUGGGGGAUUACAAUCACGAUAUUUAAUUUGGCACAAAAGAAGCCUUUCGGGCACGUUUAUAUAGUAAAAUAAUUCAUAAAUUAUUUGAACGUCCGUGUAGUAGAGUUAUUAGUAAGUUACCUAUAUUAUACAAAACCGUGAAUUUCAUAAACCCAAACGUAUACAUCAAUGUCAUACGAUUUAAAAUAUAUUCUAAAUAAUACAAAUUAACAUUAAUCGAAAUUUAUAGACGAGUACUUACCUGCUAUGACAGUAUAGCAGCUGUCACGCUAAAAUUAUUGAUAUGACGUCGACUUAUUCAGAAAUGGGGUAGGUAUUUAAUUUAUUGGCUAUUGGCUCCUGUGUACCUAUACCUAUAAAAUAUCUAUAUGUAAAAUAUAUUGUUAACAAUUUCGGCUUGUAUACUUAGCUUUAUGGAUAUACAAUCGUUGUUUAAGUGUCAAAAUAGAGUUACAAUGUCUGAAGUAAUAAUUAAUAAGUGGAACAAUGUAUUUAUAUAUACGAAUAUAAUAUUUAUUAUACUAAAUGGGGAUGCAAUUGAACUAUAGCCUUAUAGGUAGGUAUACACGUACGUUUCCCCAAAAAGCCGAUUGAAAAAUUUACUAAAAAUAGUUUAUUUUUUUGGCACUUUGACAUUAUUGAUAAAUAUACCUAAUAUUAUGACAUUUUUAGUAACAUUAUGAAAUAAAGUCAUUUUUCGUAUGCUAUAUACUGUGUGAUGUUUCUAAUAAAUAUGCCCAAUUAUUUGUUUUCGUUUAUUUGCCAAUUUAAAUGACUUAUUUAUCGGUAUCGUUUAUUAAAAAUUUUAAAAUUUAUCAGAAAUGCAUUAAUAUAUCAUUGGUUCCAGAGAAGAAGGGCUUAGUCAAUUUUGAGAAUUUCUUUUUAAUUUUGUCUUGCACAACUUUUUCUUUUAUUUGUUGAUCAAAAUAACAUACGUGAAGUAUGUUUUUUCAAAAUUAAUUGUAUUUAAAAAACUAUACAAUCUAUUCCUCCUUCUCCGGGACUUGAGAUAUAAUAUACUUGUAUUUUGAUGGCAUUAUUUACAAACAAAUAAUUUUAGAAACAAUAAUAAUUUCUAAAUAUUUCACAUUAAAAAUGUAUCGUGAAUAACUAUUAUUUUUAGUUUAUAUUGGCGCCGGAUUGUCAAUACCUUGAAAAUUGGAAAUUAAUUUAGUCAAUAUUAAUCGUUCUGAUUUGAAUCAAAUAUAUUAUACCGAUUACUGCUAAACUCAAUAUGUAUAAAUCAAUAUGGCAAUAUUUAAAACUUAUGAAAUCGGUUCCCCGUUAAAUGUAUAUUGCACACUAUAUACUUUUAUACAUUGAUUAAACAAAUUAAAGUUAAAUUUAACUUAAAGUAUGUCAUUAUUAUUAGCUACUAUACUAUACACUGCACGUAAGAUUUCGGCGUAGCGCACUUUAAUAACUACAUUAUCUUAUAAGCAGAAUAAUAAGCUUUGUUAAUAACUUACUUAAUAGUAUAAUAAUAUGCAAUGCAGACUUUAGAUAUUAUUUUGUAUUAUUACAUCAUAAUUCAAACAAAAUUGAUUUUCUUUUUAAACAAUUAACAUCAAUUUACUAUUAUAUCCACAAACAGAAGUUUGUAGCUAGUUAAAUAAAUUUAUCGUAUCUUUACAAACAAUUAAUAGUAAAAAAAUAAGAAUUCCUAACUCGUUAUUAGACUGAUAGCAAAAGAUUUUAUUUCAUUUCAUUGUUUUUUGAACACUAAAUCUAAAACUCGAAUUUAAAAUAAUGAUGCGCUUAUAAGUCUUAAAAGGUAUUGAGUUAUUUUUAUAAAUAAUUGUAUUAAUAUUAAAAAAAAAAAAAAAAAACUAUAAUUAUAUUUAUUUAAAUUAUUAUAAAAUUGUUUAAAACUAAAUCCGCGGCAAUCGGUGACAGUGGCGUGCUCAAGGGAUUUUCAUUGGGAUGUGGUGGUAGUAAAUAAUAAUCAUAAUUUGUGAUUAAAUCGUAUAUUCGGUCUUAUGUUAUACGUAAACCAAUAAUGAGGAUUUAACAACCUGAUCCAAAAAAAAAAACAAUUUUUAUUCUAUACAUUUUUUUUUUUCAAUCGCGAUUUGGCAGAAAUAUAUAUAAUGUCAAAAAAAAAAAAAAAAUGAAUAAUAAAUAAAUUUACUCAUAGUUGUUGUAUUUUUAAGUCAUGGUGGAUAGAAAUAUAAAAAAAUAAUCUUCCCUCCUUUCCCUUUACAUGCCACUGAUCGGUGAUAUGGGUGCAUUCAAUUUUCAAUGCCAACAUAAAUUAACAAAACAUAUAAUAUAUUUGACUACAAAUUUCAUUCGUUCGUUAGAAUAGUGUAUAUACUCUUUUCUGUCAUGGAAAAAUUAAUGUGUAAUUUUGGUUAUGUAACAAGGUGUCAUAAAUAAUAAUAAUAAAUACAUAACGAUAUAUUAUUUGAAUACGAUUAAAAUAUGUUAAUUUGAGUAACCGGUUUUAAGGAUUUAAUGUCACUUGUCGGUGUUUGUACAAAUUUAUAAUAUUUUCAAUGUUUUUUCAGCACUUUCAAUUUAAAACCAUAUACCUAUAGUACAUACUAUAUGUGUAUAUUAUACUAGGUGCUUACAGUUGGCAGUUUAAUGUUUUUAUCGCUUGCUGCAAAUUUCGUUUCCAAACUUGAUCUGAAUUCAUAGUUAAAUUCUGGGCAUAAGUAGCUUACGUAAUUCUACGUAUAUACAGGUGUCCUACAGUGUUAUUUGAAUGCUAAUAAUUUUGUCAAUAUUCAUUUUUAUAAAAAAAAAUGUCUAAAUCAGAUAUUGUGUCAGGGAGAUUCAAAUGUAGAAAAAAAUUAAAUUUUUAUUUUAUCACUUUUUAAAAUUUUAAAAACGGGCAAUUUGUAAAAUAAAUUAUUUUCAACAUUUUGAUGUAUCAUAUAACUUACAUAUUUGAUAAAAAGUUUCUUACUAAUAACCGUUUAAAUUUCUAGAAAAUUGAUGUGAAAACAAUUAAUUUUCAAUAUAAUAAGACGUUACGUGAUAAGGAAUCACUAUCAGCACGGUAAUUCCUUAUCUUCUAUUAAAUAUUAAUUGGUUUCACGCCUAUUUUCUAUACAUUAAAACCACUAUAGCAAAGAAACACUUAAUCAGAUAUGAAUGUAUAAUACUUACAUUCAAGUCAAUAAUUCAUUCAAUAAUAUAUAUUACAAAAUGGCUAUUUUGACAAUUUUAAAAAGUGAAAAAAUAAAUAGUUAUUCGUACGUAAGUUAAUGUUUCGUAAAAAUAUACACGAAACACGGUUUUUAUUAUUAUUCAACUAGUUGUAAGCUCAUCGUAUGGCGAGUUGUAGUGGAUUUUGUAUUUGGUUGCCAUGGUAGGCGAAUCAGUAAAGCGUUACAGACAGACGGAUCGCAGUUUUUAUAAUAUUAUAAUAUACGAUUCGGUUGUCACAAACAAUUACGGUUCGGGAAAUUGCAGUCGAACAUAAUAUUAUAAAAUUAUGAUCUGUGAACAAUACCUCAAUGGUAUUGACACCCCUAGGACAGGUUAUUUCUAACAUGAACUGCCGGUUAAAUAUAAUAAUAUAACCGAGUAGGUAUUUCGUUUUGUAUAUCUUAUGUAUUAAAAUAAAAUUGUUUUUUGCGAGCGUUCUGGACGAACGGUUUAGUGCUCGGAGGACAUGCGGUGUUUUGUCAGUUUUACGACGUGAUAACCCAUUGCACGCGUCGUAUUAUUUUCCUAUCACCGUCGGUAGGAAAAAAGUCGAAAUUCGCACGUUUUAUCGUAUAGUUAUACCGUUUGGCGGGUGUGUCUGCCAUGUACCACGGUGUACGGUACACACGAGUACGGAAUAGCAAAUUAUAUCGCGUGAUUCCCGGAGAAAAAAUGAUCGAAACAAAAGCGCCUAGAAACGGGCGAUAACCGGCUGUGUAGGUUAGAUUGGGUCCAACACCGCCAUUAUAACCUAUUAUACUUGUGGAUACGUGUCAAUCAAUUAAGAUCUACGAGUCAACCGUAUAAAGGUGUAUACUCGCCUUUUUUUCUCGAUAUUAUCAGUUAUGACCGUAUCACUGUAUUUGUAAAAACUGUCCAUAUACAAUAAUGCCUAGUAUAUGGUUAAUAUGAUACACAAAAUUGCCAAGGACAAUUCGAAGUUUGUUUGUACUUGUGUAAAACCUAAAGAAAAAUAAUGUUUUUUUACGCCUCGCCGUGCAAUCGAGAUUAUAAUGUCUUACUGCUUUAAGAAUUUCAAAGAUGUGUGACGAAUGAGGGAUUUCGGGACGAAAUUAAUGUCGAAAAACGACCGGGCCGAGGAGUGGCCGUCCACACUGAAAAGCGUGUGUGGAAUGAGGUGUCCAUUCUGUUUAAUAAUAUAGCAGGAAACGAGUUGCAGUCGUAUGGUCAUAAUAACAUAUGUUCCGCUGUCCAACAAAUUCUAAAUAAUUCGGUAUCCAGCGAACCCUUCGACAGAUCCACCUUUUAGUAGAAAUUCGGAUGACAGGGUAAUAUAUUAUACGAGUGCUACGGACCGCACGCGUGUAUAUCGAAAUCAUAUUUUCGUUGUUAUUAUUGUUUUGAGCGGCGGCGGGUGCCUCGGUUUCGGGGAAACUUGUGGAUCGAUCGGUUGCGACGGCGUAUUAGCCUGCGCGCUCGCCCCGGGCCCCGUCCGGACGUUGCCAACUGCGUUUUCGAUUCGUUCCCGACGCCACCGUCGUCGUCGCCGGCGCCACAACGAUUUUCCCCUCUCCGGUCUCUCCUCCCCCCGCACCCGUCAGUCGUACACUUGACCCACUUACACCAUCGUCGCUACCAUCGUUUUCGAUAUUCGUUUCUGAAUCGGCCGGGUUAUUAUUAUUUAUUUAUAAUAAUGCAUAUGUACUUGGUAAGUGUCUAAUAUUAAUUACGAUAUAAAUAUCGGCGUAAGCUUAAUUACGAUUUACGACACUUUGGAAAAAAAAUCACUCCAGAACUCGUAUAGAGGGAUAAGAAUUGUUUACGAACGAUUUAUACUUUGACGAGAAGUCCUACACGUGUGUCAAUAUAAUACAGGUUGUUCAAAAUUAUACCGAGUGCCGUAUAGCGCAAUAUUUAGUUUUUGGGGUUUACCGUAAUAUAAUAUGAUUGCGUCAAAUAAAAUAAUACUAUUUGGAAAAUUAUUAUCAUUCUAUAAGACUUGGAAUUUCCUUCUAUUUAUUUGUAUAUAACUUGAUAAGAUAGAGUGUAUAAUAACCAUUUUAAAUCGGAUUAAUUAUUUUAAAUAACUCUGUAUACUUAAACAUAAUACGAGUAUUUAUGCCCCGAUAGGUAUGCGGAAAAUUAGAUAUAACGAAUUCGUGUAAAAAAAAAAAGCUGAUACAGUCGCGUGAGCCACUGUUUUAGGUAAGAAAUUGGAAGGGAGGAUUAUAUUAUUAAGUAAUUUAAUUUAUGUCUGUACGCAACGAUAAACCAUUAUUAUUAACUAAAAAAUAUUAUUAUAGUGGUAUUUUUCCCCUUGCUUCCAAGGUUACAACAAAUAUUAUAAACAAAAAUGUGUUAGUUUUUCCCAUGUACCUAUUAAGAAAAUCAUAACCUCUCCAAUUUGCCAACUAGAUUUUUAGUCUAAAUUUCUCAAUUCUACAAGAGUGUUCUUAUAAAGUUUUUGAUUAGAGCAAGGUUUCUGUUAGAAAAGUUAAACACAUGGUAAAACUGUAAAAUCAAUACAUUUCUAUUUUCGCUCAGAAUAUAAAAACAAAAUAUAUUAAAAUGACGUCCCUAACUAAUCCUAUACAUGAGAUUAGUGUGUAAAGACAACUGAUCGAAACCGCUAUCCAAAAACGUGCCGGCGGACUUAAUUUUUUAAUUUUGAAUUCGAAAACGGAAGAAAGUGUCGGUGAAUAAAUAUCCCGGUUUUCCGCGUGAACGGUUUCGCCCCGAUCAAUAGUCGCUACGGCGUAUAUUAUAAUACAUAACCGUUGGAAACUCGUAUAAUUAAAUUUGUUCUAUCUAUAUACAUUAUACACGGUGUUUGAAAACUAUAAAUUUAAUAAAGCGAAUUUUUCACGCCAAGAGUUUUACAUUUUAAAACUGCAACAAUGCAGCUGCAGUACUGGCCUAGUUACAUUUUAAGCUGCAGUUAACACUGCAUUAUGUCAAUAGACUAUCUCUUCCACGAUAAUACACCGAACUGCAGUGUAUUUCAUUUUGCGAAAUUUUAACGUUUAUAUUCCAAUCAAAUAAAAUUAUAUUAUAUUAUAAUUAUGUUCCUAUAUAAAUUCGUCUGCAGUGAUGCCACCUGCGUGGUUUCGGUUUCUUUUUAAAUAAAAAAUCUUCGAUGACAACACACUCUAAACCUAUUAUCACUCAACACCUUGCAAAUUCGGUUGAAUUGUGAUGGAUUUGUUAUCAUUUAUUUUUGUUUUCUGAACACUGCGAAAAAUGUAUUAGGUUUUAUCAUGGUGUGUACAUUUUUUUUUUCUAUUUGUUAAUAAUUUUUCUUCCAGAAACCUAACUUCAAUUUUCAAUCGGGGCAUCUUUUAUGACAGCAGAUUUUUUUGGUGUAUUAAGGGAGAUAAUAUCUGUAUUAUAAUUUACAUUCGAUGUCAUCUAUAUAGUAGUCUCGCCAUCACAAAUACUGAAAAUUAUGUUUAUUUAAUAUUUUAUGAUGUUAUCAUUACACUGAUGCCAUCAUAAAAAAUGUACGAGAACAUAAUACAGCGUAUGGAUUGUUUACAAGUUUUAAAAUAAUCACGUUUCAUGACUAAAAUAUAGUUGCUGUGUAAGUGCCUGGAUCAAUACCGGCUCCCGGUUUUAACCAUGGCGUUUCGUUCAUUAAAACGGUAUUGUCAUUUUUUCCGUUAUUGAACUUUUCCUCGCUCUAUGUGCUUGAAUCUCAGUAAUUAUUCGUAUCAAAUCCGUAUUGUUAUCGACGCCAAGCAAUUGCAUGAUAUGAUAUCGGUGUUCUCGCUCGUGUGACGGAAAAUUUCAAUGACGUUCUUUGAUGAUAAUUUAACCGAAAGGAAUAUAUAUAUAUAUACCUAUAUAAUAUAUAUUUACUUAUUUUUUAUUGAUUAAGCCCGGGGUUGAACUCCAGAACUUUAAUAUUAAAUGCAAUCGAAUCGUUUGCAGUUUAUCAAACGCUGUUGUUUUACCGAAAUUAAAUAACACCGAAAUAGAUUUGAAACGAGAAGCCAUUGAAUACACAUUUUCGAAAUUACUUUCCACUUACGUAAGAAAUGUCCGAAUCCCAUUGUUUUUGUUCGACAAGUCGAAAAAUGCCAUUAAUAUGUCACGCCGAAUUGCUUUACUGAUAUUAAAGUUGUUAUGAAUAAUCAAUUAAAAUUAUCUGCUGCACAGCAAAAUGCUAAAAAUCACAUACAAAUUUAUAAUAUAAUACUAUGGUUUAACUGUUAGAACCGGGAUAGCCAAUUUAUGACUUUUUUUAAUUUCUCUUUUAUUAAUUAACAUUAAAUCACACUGGAAAUCUAUAACCGAGAGUGAAAAUAUGUCUAAGCUUAUUCUGCAACAAUGCGUAUCUCAGUUUUUGUAGUUUUACAGGUGAUCAUUUUAGAAAAUAACACUUAACACUAUUGUCGUGUGUUAUUGGUUGAAAUACGCGGAUGCAAGCUUUUCAUAUGUAAUAGAUGUUAUCAUUUUCAUAAUUUCCAAUGUACCCACAAGUUAUAGUCCUCAAAUAGGCUUCAGAAGGGUUUUGCAUAGCAGCAGUUUAUUAUUCGGGUUAAAUUUUGAAUGUUUACCUAAAAGUGCGUAUAGAGACUUUUGUCUAGAGUUUAACAAAAGACGUUUUUGUUUUAUAUGCCCUAAGUAUUUGACGCUAGUAACCAAUGGUAAUGUUAAAAUAAUAAUUUUAUUUUUUCAAAUCCUGAGAAACGUAUUGUUGCAGUACAAGUAAUAUGUAUUAUAAAAAUGAAAAACAGUAGUCUAUACUCCAGUCUACUAGAAAGAAAAUUGAUUACACAGACAUUUUACCAUUUAGUUAAACGCGUUUUAAACAACGCGCCUAGCUGUGACGUAUCUAUUCGAAUGUUCUAAAAAAUUUCGCGGUGUAUCGUUUAGUAUUUAGGAAAUUUUAAAAUCGAUAUUACUUCGGUACCGACACAUUUGUCCUCUCGAUUCGUAUUGGUCUAAUGUAUGGGCGUUGUGUUUAAUAUGAGAAGUAUGCAAAUCGUAGUUGUACAAUAGACGCGAUUUGUUCAAAUAUUAUAACAUAAAUAACUAAUUCAAAAUCAUCAAUAUGUAAACUAAUACUUCCGAUAACAAGUGUAUGAUAACACAUUAUGUGUUUAACUUUGAAUAUUAAUAAUAAUUUUUCUCCGCACUUCAGUUCACGCGAUAAACAAAUUAAACAAUACUAUUUAAAUUAUUAUUAUUAUUUUUUUUUAUCUAUAGUUUUUAAAGAACACGCUAGUUUUUAUUCUAUUAUCUCGAUAGUUAUUUUUUAUUGUAUAAUUAUUAUAAUAAUAAAAAUAAUAAUCGAAUUAUUAAAUGUUUAAUAUAAAGUUAAUUCCAAAGCUAAUAUAUUAAGUUUAACAUAAAGAUCGGUUGGUAGGGGCAAGUAAUAUAUCUGCGAAUUUUCCUAUGAUAACAUUAAACUUGGGUGAUAAUAUGCAUAUUAUUACUUAUAGUGAUUUUCGAUCAAUUGCGGUGUACAAAAGUCUAAAUAUAAUAUAUUAUUAGGAGUACCUACAAUUUACACGCCUAUUCAAUCGCAAAUCAAACAAACACGAAACUUUUUAAAUGUUUUUAUCACCUAAUCGUUCGAAUCGUGUGUAAUAAUUGUAAUAAUAAUUAUAUCGUUUAUCUCUAAAGAUGCUCGUAAUAUCUAAUUUCUAUUAAGUAACACAUAAUAAUUAUGAUGAUAAUUAUUGCACUUUGUAUUCAAUUGUGUAGACAAUACGGUGUAUCGAACGUAGGUAUAUAGCUGUAAAGGUACUUUGAUGAGCUUCAAUUAUAAUGUAAAUUAUUUAAAUUGAUUUGCAUACAUUUUUCUUCGCGAUAUCUCUGUCGACCUUAUUUGACUUAGCCGGUGAUUGUAUGAAUAAAUUCGUUAAAUUAUUCACUGUCCACUCUGCAAAUUCUUUAAAAUAUAAUUGAUUGAUUGAUUAAACUUGGGUAUUUGUUAAACGUCUAUUUUAUUUACUAUCGUUUAUUUAAAAAAAAAACUAACCGCCAUUUAAACACGUAUUCGAUGACGUGAUCCGUUUUCUUUGACAAGUUUGAUUUUUUUUUUUCGAAUUUGUAAAAUAAAGCUUAAUUAGCAGAAAAUUAAAAUAAUUUGUAUUAUAUGUUAAUUUAUUUGGGAUUUACUAGUCUGAAUCAGCAUUUUUACAAUUAUAUUUUCGUAAAGUUCAAAAAUAAUUUUAAGGUCACGUUACGGCAAUAGUAUAUCCUAAUACAGUUAUUUUUUAAUUAUAACCAAUAGGGUUUUUAUUGAAAUUUAUAGUAUUUUUUUUUACUAUUCCUAAACCAUGUUAAAUUUACGACAAAAUAGAAAAAUAUCAUCCAUUCUAUACAUAAUGUUUUAAAUAUUUUAUCGGUUCACAAUUAUCUGUUAAAAUAUAGUAGUAUGUGUCACUUUGAAGUGUACCUAAAAUAUUUCAGUAUUAUUUUUUCUAUUUCACUAAAUUUCUUUUGCUUUCAGCAGAAAUUAUAAAAUCAUCAUUAUAUAAAAAUAUUAAAUUGACGUAUAUACUACAUCAAAAUAAACAUUCUAUCGUUUAUCAGAAUAGUUUAGCCACACCUAAAGAGCAUAUGGUCAACUGAUAAAGAAAGUACUAGUGGAAAAAAUGAACAGAACAAGUACCCUAAGCAGAUCCAGAUAUCGGUGAAUUGAUGUAGUAACCAAAGACCUAAGAGUAGUGGAUCAGCAUAUAACAUUAUCAUUCGACUUAAAAUAGAGAUAGAUGGUACCUAUUUAGAGAUCCAAUUUUAUUGGAACUUUCCUGUACCAUUUUGAUCUAGUUGGUUCAUUGGGAAAUUGUUUUUUUUAUUGAUUCCUACAAGUUAACUUGGCAGCAAGGAACAAAAAUUACUUAUAAUACUCUGCUCAGAAUCGUUUUUCGUUAGCAAUGAUUUAUUCAGAUGUUUAUCGUUGCGUACAGAUAUAAAUUAAAUUACUCAGUGGCACGCCCACAGUAAAAUCAGACUUAUAUGGUUAAUUGUACUUCCAUAAUAUACUAAAAAAAAAAAAAAAAAAAAAAGACACGUCGAUUAUAAAAUAUAAAUAUGUUUUUUUGGCGUUCCGCUUGACUUAUGACAUAUCAAUCAACUUGAAUUUGGAUUUGAAUUAUCCUCCUCCUCCCCCGUAUCGUAUCUACUCACCUACCUGCUUACCUAUCUACGGUCUAAAAACGGCGUAAGGUUCGUUUGACACGUGGAUACAAGCGUUAUAAAAAUGUUAUAGGGUUCAAUGGAUACAUUACACGAUGUGUAAAUAAUUUUUCGUAACACUCUAAAACCUUUUACACAAAAACACACCCAUCGCGCUGCGCCAUUCCAUCAUCGGAAUAUAUACAAUUUUAUAUUAUAUAUUUCAGUAAAAACUGUUUAUUUUUUCCCCAGAUUGUUCGCGACGCUCAAAAAUUGGCCAUGCGGAUGAAUCACCGAGGCGCAUGCUCGUGCGAUAACGAUUCCGGCGACGGCGCCGGUGUAUUGACAUCCAUACCACACUCGUUUUACGCCCAUGAACUAAGGUUUUUUAUACAUUUUUUUCAAUAUUCAUAAUAGUACCUGUGUAUGUAUUACGCAUUUACGCCGAGCAAUUGGCAAAUUGAAUUAGUACUUUCUCCUCUCCACCCGAUUCCCUUACCCUAUUAAAUUCCAAAUCACUUAUUUACAUGUACGUAUAUAAGAUGGUAGAUAAUAAUAUACACGAUAACCCUUAAAAAUAGGUUCAAUUCGCUAAAAUAUCACUACAGAUCCAUACUACGACACCGUAAAUUAAAUUCGUAUUUGAUUUAAUUUAACCAAUUGUAUCGGAUCCGAAAAUCUACCAAGUUGGAUGAAAAAUUGUUAGGAAUUUUAGAAAGGAAAACAUAUUGAGAAUAACCCGUAGACUUAAUGAAUUAUGGAGGUUAGAGACUAGAAGAACAAAAUAAAACGAUGAAGCAGGAAUAGUAUAAGAGUCUUAAAAAACACUAGACUGAGGUGGACUGAACAUGUGUAGAAAUCGGAAGGAUUAUUACUUAGACAAAUAUCGAAAUAGAAACUGGAUACUAAACGGCCAAGAACAACUUCUGAACUGAAAUGGUGGGACAGAGUGAGAUUUGAGAAUGCUAGGCGCGGUGGACACAAAGAAGAACCUAAAAACAGGGAGAGAUGAUAGCAGCAUGUUGUCGUGGGCAAUGGACUUUAAAUGAUGGUCUUUAAAAAGCAUUGCAAUUACAAUGUCAGUGUUUUUUUUUUUUUAAUAAGUACAUUAUUUAAGUAUGUACAUAAAUUGGUAUACGAGUGUAUGUACUUCAAUAUAACAAUAUUAAAAUCUAAUAUUUCAAAAACUUACCUGUAGCCGUCUUAAAUUUGACAUAAGAAUAUAAUACUUACUAGAAUCAUAGAUAAGUAAAUAUUGACAAGGACAAACCGUCAAUAUUAUUGUUGACGUACUCAAUAAACGUUAAGUGAAUAUCGACAUGUUUUCAACGUAUUCUAAAUAACGCUAUUGAUAAUAAUAUAUUUCCAUUCAUUUCGUAAGAUAUCAUCAUAAAAAAGUGAUUUUUUUUCUAAUUUAGAUACUCGUAUUGUAUAAUAUUUCCAAUUACGAUUCGUAUUUUUAAGUGUCUUAUUUCUAUAAGACUAUUUCAAUGAAAUCCUUGACCAUCAUUUCUUUUAAACGCACGUCAAACUUUUUCCAGCGAUAAAAUGCUAACUCACUGCUGGUUUAUAAAAUACAUAUUUAUUUUAUCUAUGCAUUAUUACGUUGAUAUAUUUUCGUUGUUAUUUGAUACAAUUAUAGUCUAUGACCUAUGUCGACAAAAUAAAACUUUAUUUUUACGAUCGCUAAACAGUUUUAUUAUUUUUUCAUAUCAUAAAAAUUUCCCUCCCCUCCCUCCUUUCAAACAGUUGUUAUUUUUUCUCACUUCGUUCUGGCAUCAUUUAAAAUAUAUUAAAACUCGAAUAAAAUAAUAUGGACAUUAUUGAUGUUAAACAAAUUAGCUGUGUAAAUGUUGACGUAGUAACACAAAACGAAAUAAUUAGGACAUUUACAAGAAAUACGACAAAAUUCUAGGUUGAAUCGAAAAAAAACCUUUUUUCCAAAUUAAUUUUAUACGUUGGAUUUGAUUCAUUUUACAAAUAUCUACAAAUACUUAAAAAUUUAAUUUUUACUAACUAUUAAUAAUUAAAAAUAUAUUUGACUUAAUAGGUAUUUGAUAAAUUAAUUUUUCUCGAAAAAUCGAUCAUUCUGUAGGUUUUAAAUUUUGUUAUUAAUUCUUUAUAUUAUUGAGGCAAUAAAUUAUAAUAUGGUUUGUCAAUAGUUAGCAAACUUAUUUUGUUCUAAUCACUCGUCAUUAAUUAACAAUUUUUUUUUUUUAAUCUGUGCAUUAAUACACGUUCGAGAAUUAUAGUAUACUAAUAUAGUAGGUAUACAUAAUAUAUGUGUAACUUAUUGUAACUUAUAUUUUUAUGCAUGCCAAUAGUCGUCUGUUACUAUAUUAAACAAUUUCCUACAAUCUACGCAUAUUCACCAAUAAUUAUUUUCUAUUGUUUCAUAUAAAUAAAACGACACAAUUUAUAUUAUAUUAUUAUUUUUUUUUUUAAUGCAGUAUAGUAUAGUAUAGUAUAGUAUAUUUAAUAUAGUAUAGUGUGAUGAAUUAUAAUGAUAAUAGCAAAAUUAAAAGAAUACUAAAAUAAACGAUGAAUAUAUAUUUUUUUAAAUAACAUUCCAUACAAUAUUUCAUUUAUUUUCAUUUUUAUUAAUUUAGUAUUGCUGUUAUAGUCUCACUUAGUUUUCUUUUUUAAUCAACCCAUUAAACUAAUAUAAGUCGAUCUAUCUAUAAAACAGAAGAAUUAUUAAGUAGGUUAAUCAAGUCUAUUGAAGUUAAGUUAUCUGCAAAUAUUAUAGAACCCUCGCUGUAGCAAGGCAAGUCAAAUAUUAUACCCUAAGAAAAAAUUUAAAUUGUCCUAAUAUCGCGAUACAGAUGUUUCAAAUAGCAACAUUGAAAUAUUUUCCAUGUUAAGCCAAAAAUAUUACAGUAGGCACAUUAAAUUAUUUAUAAUAUGUAUAGAUAGAUAUACAAAUUAUAAAUUAUAUUCAUAUAAAUAGAAUUUUAAAAUUUUAUUUUGUUUAAAGUAAAUAAAGAAAGUACGAGGGUAACAUUCACGUCACAUCUUAAUAAUAUAUAUGUAUAAAUUCUAAUAUUCAAACGUUUACUUUAGAAUUUAUUUAUGACCAUACGCCACUGCAGAAAAUAACUACACAAAUGUCUCACGUACAUCUAAUGUUAUGGGCGUGGGCAGUUCAGUCGUCCAAAUUUGUUUAUUAUCCAUAGAAUGAUGACUUUGUCCUAAUUUCACGCAUGAUCUUAAAUCGAGAGUUAAUAAUCUUAAAAAUAGGUUUUUCAGAAAUUCGAGUGGAUGUUCUAACUUAAUUUUGUCUCCCUCAAAGGAGACGAUGUAAUAAUAGAAAUAACGACUUGAAACGGAAUAAUUUCCACCGACAGAGUGCGUGGAUUAUAGUUUAUAAUUUUAAUAUAUUUUAUAAAGACAUAAUUCUAUUAUAAUGUUCAACGUGAAUACGUCUUUUUUUUAUGGAGGGGGUCAUAUUAUAAUACUGCGUGUAAAGCACAACAUGUUUAUUUUACAUCGAUUUACACGUGAUUAUAAAAAAUAUAUUCAAUAUUGUUUAAUAAUUUUUCAUCUCAGUUUUUAAAAAUUGAAAUACAUUGUUAAAAGAGCGUAUGAUAUUCUCAAUAUGAUGUAUUUCAUUAUUGUAUAAAGAAACUGCGUAGGAUAAUAAAAUUACAGCGCAUAAAAAGUUUUAUCAAAUGAUAGAGACUGCAGUGGUUUAGGUUUGGGUAUGCAUUAUACAGAGAAAAGAAAAAUAGGAUCGGAGUAGAUAUAAUAAUGUAUAGAUCAGGUAUUAAAGGUCGAGGGGAGAUCAAGAAAGCCUUGGUUGGAUGGAAUUAGAGGAGAUCCGGAGAAAACGGAAAAUAUUGGUUGAAAAAAGUGUAUUAGAUAGAUAGAGGCAGAUGGAAGGAAGUUGUGUUGACAGCAGAGGCUUUUAAGCUAGAGAAGAAAGAGAGGGAGAAAAUAUCCCGUAGUCUUGCAGGAGAAAAUUAAUUUUAUUAACAUUAUGCCUACAACACUUUAACUCGACUUAAAUUCUAGCGCAAUUUUAUUCGCCCUAUUAAUACAGGAAAUAAGAUAAUAUUAUACAACGCGUUUCUUUCUGUAUUUCGUCUAUAAAUUAUGUAGAUUAAACCGAUAAAAUCGAAUAUUAGUCUAUAAUAUACAUUUUUAAGUGCACGUCGUUAUGACGAUAAUAUGAUUAAAAAAAAAAAGCUAGCCGUGACGUAUAUAAUCGAGGUACGGUCGUCGCUCUUGCUAUCGAUUAUUAUUAUAUAUUAUUAUUAUAUUGCAUACCGGGUUUGAAAAGUAUGUCGACGAUGCUUUAAAAUAUCAAGUAUAAAAGAGUAAAAACUGUCCGCCAUUUUCUAGCACUUUGCAAAUAUUUGAACAAUAAAUAUCAUUUCCGACUGCUAUCUAUAUCUACCUACACCUACUUUUUCAGGCAGUCAGUAAUAUUAAUAUAAUAUACUAUCUCGUAAAUGUGUUGACUCGUGACAAAGUAUAAAAUAACACGUCAAGAGCGCAUCAUUUUACAUUUUACCCCAUAAAGCAAUCGUUUAAGUUGAAAUAAUUUGAAAACGUAUACGAAUAAUAUUAUAUUUUCCCAUUUGUGUUUAAAUUACAUUAUUUAGUUUUUGAAAAAGCUAGGAAAUUGGGAACAACAGCGUAUCUAAGAUUUUUUUGGAGGGUAAAAGGAACAAGGUUUUUGUAUUUCUAGUAUUCAUAAAUAAAUAUAGCAAUAAAAAAUAUACGUACAUACUUCGCAUGAUGGGUGGGCCAUUGUUAUAGGUGAGAAGUUGAGAAAGUAGGACAUACAGAGGAAUUUAAUGUACCUAUAUCUGUACGUAACAAUUAAUCUUUUCCAAUGAAAAACGAUUCUGAGCAGAGUUCGGUUAUACAUGUUUUUGAAGGGCAGUAAUAUUUAUGAUUUUUGUUAAAAUUUGAUACUAAUACUACAUUACACUCAAUUUUUUUUUUUUCUACCACAAAGUACGACUAAUAAUGAACCUUUCGUUAGGUCAAGCACUUCUGUUUGGCCGAAAAAUUUUAUCCACAAAGUACCUACCGAAUAAAAAUGGCGAAAAAAAUUCACAACAUUUAAAAUAAUGAUUUCGUAAAUUUUCCCGUUUUGUCUACGUUUUUUUUCAAUUAUUAUGAAAACCAUUUGGAAAAUCUAAAACUCAUCUUUCUAAUUCACUAACUAGAUACAAUUUCCUUUCAGAAAAGGCGCUACACUUAAUAUAUCGACCAAGAUAUCUGAGAAAAAAGUUGCGCAUAAAUUUAAAAAAAAAAAAAAAAAAACAUUUUUGUGUAAAACCAUAAGUUUUUUCGUUCCACUCAGAAUCUAAAAUCUGUUGCGAACGAAAACAUUUUGGAGGAUAUGGGUGGGGCGGGAGUUGUACAAAUAUCAUAUAUUUACCCUGUAAAUUGAAAUUUGAAUAUUCCCCCUUUUUUUUUAAUUGUAAAAAUUAUUGAGUACUUUAUACUCCCCUGUCUACGUUUGCCACUAUUCAAAAUAUUAUACAUAAUUACAUUUUUUUCGAUGAACAUAAUUAUUGAAAUUAUUUGUAUUUUUACAUCUAUUAUAGAUGCCUAUGUAUAUUUGUUAUAGUAUUUUAUCUUUUUAAAUCCAUGAACAUACAAAAGUCACUAUGGUGUACAACACAGUGAAGUGGUAAAAUAUAAAAUAGUUGUAGAUUAUACUUUCUCGGCCCUAAUUGAAUUUAUAUUUCCUACGUUAACGAAAUUCCUACGCGCUACCGAGAUAAAAUAUAGUUAAUUUAUUAAUUAGAAAUAUUAUACUCAUUCAAAUAAAUUGAACUUAUUACUUCAUAAUCUCGAUAACGCUUGAAAAUAAUUGUUAUAUUAUAUGUAAAAAAUCAAUCUACAGGUUAAUGUACAUGUUUAAUCGUAUCAAUGAUUAACCGUGAAUGUAAUUUUUUUUUUAUUAUUUUAUCUGCUCUACUGAGAAUUUAGGGUCAUAUUAUAUGUAACACCAUCCCACCCACAACUCAAAAAUACGUGGUUUCGUGAACGUUUUUAGAAAUUGAACUAUGAAAGUAUACAAAUUUAUCGUUUUCAAGUAUGAUUCACUAUUAUAUAGGUACAUUAUUGUCCCGACGGUUGUUUUUAUACAACUCCAUAAAUCACGCACUACGAUAUACAAAGUCAGAGUGCGCGGGGUUAUGAAUAGCAAAUUGUUUGGCUAAUCGUACACAUUGAAUUUGAGAACUACCUAGGUACGGAUGCAUUUCAUAUAAUAUUUUACAUAAUAUUAUUAUUUAUUUACGUAUCGGGUUGAAUUGUUAAUAUAAGUUUUAUAAAAACGGGAAAAUUAUCGAAUUAAUCAAAUAAAAACCCAAAUAAUGACUCAAACCGGUUCAAACGUCGUUGUUUACUAUAUGCGAUUAGUGAGUUAUUUUUGUCACGUUCAAAUGAAAAAAUUCCUAAUACCUAAUCGGUUUAAGUCGGUUUAAUUAGGUAUUAUUAAUGGGUAUACGAGAAACAAAAUAUUUUAUACAAAUUAUAUUGUCUACUAAAGCAUUACUUACUAUCGUAAUAUCAAGCAUUCACCCGAAUACUCAAUAUAUGUAGAAAGUGCCGCGGGGGAAAAUGAUCACAAUCAAAAUAAAGAUAUGAUUUCAUCGUCUCGUGGUUUGUUCCUGAACAUAAUUGAUGCACGGAUCAAGAUUUGGAAAUCGUAGUGCCCGAGUUAAAAGGAAAAAGUGCAAUCUUGAAAAUGUUGGGAACAUUCACUAUAUGAUCGUUUUUCCUCGCAGCCCAUCAUAAUAAUAUAAUCUCGUCUAUUUCUUUCAAAUUUUUUUCGUAUAACACCCGAAACCAUAAUCUGCUCACUAUAUACCGGUCCAUAUUACUGUAUAAUAUACGUUCGUCACACUUUUCCUCAGGAUUGGAUUAUGGGAGGGGAGGGAGAACUGUGGCUCUGGGCCGCAAAACAAAGGGGGUAAUAUUUAGUCGUUUUUUGUUUUGUCUUUUUCAAUUUUUUUAAAUUUUGUGUAGUGAAGAAGCUAUUAGAUUAUAAGGAUGUGUUUUUCUUGAAAAAACUUUUUUGGUUAGUAAAAAUACUUUAUCUCAAAUACCUUUAAACAUACGGUUUUCCGCCCGAUGGAACUGUAUUUGAAACAUGUGUAGAAAUGUUUAAAAAUUCACACUUAGGUUCUUUUUUUUUUUUUAAAUACGAGUACCUCGUAACAAUGUAAUGCAAUAUUAUACCGAUAAAAUAUAACGAGUGCCGUUAAUAUUUUAAAAAAAAAAAAACCGAACGUCGAAUAAAAACUAAUAUAAAUCAGAAUCGAAAAAAAAAACCCGUUCCGGGUAAAAGGGCCCCGCCAAGAUUAUAUGGGCCCCUCCCCCUUCAGAGUGAUGACCGUAAUCCGGCCCUUUAGCUUUUCCUCCGUAAUUCCACCUGUCCGUCCUCGCUUUCUCAUACUCGUCCGUACCCGCACGGGUUUAUAAUAUUCUAUGAUCGUGUUAUUUAUAUGUUCCCGAUUUCGGAUUUUACGUGUUACAGCGAACGGGAAAACGUGGAUUUGCCGCCGGCGGGCACGUACGCGACCGGCAUGAUUUACUUGGACAAGACGCACCACGCGGAGAGCGAGGAGAUGUUCGCGGCCAUCGGCUUAGAAUGCAAUAUCAAAGUGAGUUAUCGGCGUAAUGGAAUAAUAUUAUACAAAAGCACUUGUUUUUUUUUCUUUUUCUUUUUUUGGUGUUUUUUUUUUUUUCUAUUUUUAUGCGUGUGUAUACGACCGCCGACGGACGGAAUAUAAUUUUUUUUAGCACCGUUAAGCGCACGCCGUGCCCUACGUGAAAAAACGCGCGGCCGCCACGCGUCUCUCCGUGUCUGCACGCGGGUGCGACGAGUACCUAUAUAGCGGAGGUGACGGUUAUUACUCUCUGUCUCUCUCAUUGCGAGCGGCGCACUCGCCUUUUGUCUAUACACGCGUAUCCGUCGCACGAUAUGUGGUCUGCGAAAAAAAAAAAAAUCGAAAUAAAAUAUUAAUCAGUCCUGGGCAGACGCAGAACGAUCGCGGGCGGUGAGAUAGACAACAGGCGGUUUGUAUAAUAUUUGGAAAAUCGUUUGAAUACUAUUAUUAUUAUCAUUAUUAUUAUUAUUAUUAUUAUUAUUAUUAUGUAGUAACUUAUAAUAUUAUAAUGUAAUAUGUACACGUAAUAUUAUUGUUGUAUAGCUGCGGUAUACCGUAUAAUAAUAUAGUGAAUAUAUUUUAAACGUACCGUGUACCGAAAUAUCGCAAACCCCCUCUGUUUGUGAUAAUGACGACGACGGUUGUACUUAUACAAUACACAUAUACUGUACAAUAUGUAUUUAUCAAUUAUAACGUAACACAAGUGAGCCCCCCCCCCCAAAAAAAAAAAAACCCAACACUUUAAUGUGCGAGAAUAUGAUGUGAGGCUGGGUUAUGAUAUUGUUUAUUGCAGAACGGCCCUGAUCCACAAAUAUUAUACCUCUACAAAAUACGUACCGCGACGGAAACAAAAUACUAAGCCGAUUCGAUCGAUAGACAACCACUGCACGCUAUCGUCGUACGGUAAAUUUAUCAUCUGUGUCUUUAUUAUUAUUAUUUAUUUCUACAUUACAUAUAUAUAUAUAUAUAUAUAUUAUAUUCUUAUUAUUUUUUUUUCUACUUACAUCACCACACCACGUUUGUAUUAAUACAUAUAUGUAAUAUAUAUAAUAUUAUAUCAUUAAUGUUACUUAUAAACGAAAAAAAAAAAAAGAAUAUUAUCAAUAUUGGUUUUUUUUUUUUUUUCUAAAAUAAUAUUAUAAUAUUUUAUACUAUAGUUUGAUCGCUUAUGGAUACAUCAACGGAAAUUUGUUCUCGUUACCUAUAUACCUAUACUGUAACAAAUUACAAUAAUAUGCGAUAUGGAACUAAUCAACCCCUCUCCCUUCAAAAAAAAAAUAAAUAAUAAUCCUGGAUACGACACUGUUACGUAUUAUUACGUUACACAAACCAAACGAAAUACGUUUAUUAUAAUAUAUUAUUUUCGUUCGAUUACAUAAAUCUAAUAUUAGGUUUUCUAUAAUUUUCCAUAUGAUUUUUAUACCAUAAAACUGUUCGAUUUUCGUUGUAUCUAUGAUAGAACUAAUAAGUAUUAGGUACAACGGUUGUACUGUAAUCUAUUAAUCGAUUUGAUUUUGUACAACUGUCAUUUUAAAAUGACAAUAAUACCCAAUAUCGAACAUAUACUUAGUAUAGAAAAAAAAAAAACAAUCGAAAAAACCUACUACAAAAUAUUCGUACAAAGAAACACAUUGAUCAAAUUUUUUGUUUGUGUUCUUAUGAUUUAUAUAUAAAUAUAUAUAUUUUCUUUUGUUGCGUUUAUAAAAUAAUUUAGGUGAUCCUCAUCAAGUUAUAUGUUACCAAUAAAUUAUCAAUGAUUAUCUGCAGUUAUCGCUGCAACCACAUUGAAAAACGAUGUAUUUUUAUUAAUAAUAUGCAUUUGUUUUUCUUUGUUAAAUCGUCAAAUCAUUAAUAAAUUAUUAUCACGAAUGCUUUUAUCGAUUUCUAUUAUACUAGGUAUUAUAUGCUUACACAUAAAUGCUUUUUUUCUUUCGCCUAUUUCAAAGAAAUUCAAAAACAAAGUAUGUUUAAACAUAUUGUUUUGCAUUUUAAAAUCGAUAAAAUGUUGAAAAAUCUAACAUUACAUAAGCGAUUAGACAUAUAUUAUAAGUUAAACAAAUAUAAAAAUGUAACACUAUCGCCUGUUAUAUACUAUAGUAGUAUAUACAAUAUAUCAUCUAUGUAUAUUAUAUAUAUUAUAUAAUAAAAAAUAAUAACGAAUGUAUAGAAUUAUUACCGGCAAUAGAAGACUUUUUUUUUUUUUUUAUAAUAGCUGAAAUAGCUGAUACAUAUACCUAAAAAAAAUGUGUAUUCUAUAUAGAAGUUAAGUUGAUAUUAUUUUUAAAAAGUAAAAAAGUAGGUAUUAUCUGCACCAUUUUUUUUUUCUAGUUAUCAAAAUCCUCAAAUUGUUUUACAACAAAAUGUUUCUCUCGAGUUCCUACUAUACUCGCAACUCCCGUCUAUAUUUAUCCAUUUGUACAAAUGAAUAAAUAAUGGGUAUAUUUUCGUGGGACACCCUGUAUAACCACUUGUUCUCGGUCUUACUCUUCCUCGUUUCCCCUCUGCCGUCCUCAUUUACUGCGACGAUAUAAUAUGGAGUUACGGUGUCUCAGCAUAUUAAUAUGCCCUAACAUUAUAUCACACCAACGUUUUGUUCUUGUAAUAAUAUUAUUAUACCGUUUGGCAGAGUAAUAUAUUUUAUUUUUAUUUUGCUUUGUUCUAAUGCCUAUUACUUCGUUUUCUUUUCUGUCCAUUUUACUCUAUCCCUUUUUUUUCCGGCACCACAUUUUUAGAACCUCUAUAGCAUAUAUUAUCAUAAAUAAUAACAAACACGAUGUAUAUGUAUAUACAUAUUAUCAAGCAUUUUAUGCAUAACAAUUAUUUAUUAAUAAGUAUCGAUCGGACCGCAUAUUAUAAUAUAAUAUAUUAUAUUGAUAUUGACUUACAGGUGUGUGCCCACGGCAUUUGCAUGUUUAAUAACCCUAAAUAUUACUACAAUACAUUCUUAGACCCGACGGCCGAUUUCGAACCCACUCGCGACGAAGUCCCUAUAAUAUUAUCGCUAUGCCGAAUAAUAUUAUAUCGAUUCUUCUUUAGUGCAACCCCGCAAAAAAAAAUUUAUAAAAAAAAAAAAAACAACGCCCCAGUAAAAAAAAAACUCCCGAGUUUGCGAUGCGUACUGAUCGCCGGCCCGUAUUAUAAUCUUUGCAGGUGUUAUGCUGGAGAACAGUACCAGUCCGGAACAAUCAGAUCGGCGAGGUGGCCAGGAGCAGCGAGCCGUUCAUCCGUCAGGCGUUCGUCGUUGACGGCGCUGAGAAGUUCGACGAGGAUAACUUCAAGCGCCGCGUGUUUGCACUCCGCAAGCGGGCCACGCAUGCCAUACCCAAGCCGGGCAGGAGGUUUUACAUUUGCUCGUUGUCGCACACCGUCAUCGUCUACAAGGGCCAGUUCACGUCCGACCAGCUUUGGGCCUACUUUGCCGACCUACAAGUACGCUAAUGUUGUAUUAUUUAAUACAAUUCUACGGAUCAAAUAAUUCUAACUAUUUACAAUAAUUCUUGCGUGUCUUGUACAAUUGUUAUACAGAGUCCGGAUUACGAAGCGUAUCUGGCGCUAGUGCACACCCGAUUCUCCACAAACACUUUCCCGAGCUGGGAGAGAGCCCAUCCUUUGAGGUAAAUAUAAUUUCCUAGUCACAAACAAAACAUUAAUACCUAUACUUGCCGGUUUCAACAAUACCUACCUAUCUAUUCCCAUGAUAACCGAAGAAUAUUCGCGGAGGCCCCUUGAUUGCGGGGCGACGGUAAAAGUCGUUUCUUUGGAAUUAUCUAUCUAACCUAAUGAUGUUGUGCGUUUGAUUCAGGGUGUUGGCGCACAACGGCGAGAUCAACACGGUACGUGGCAACGUGAACUUCAUGAAGGCCCGGGAGGGUGUGAUGGAAAGCAAGUACUUCGACGACGUGAAAAAACUAUAUCCGGUCGUCGAACCGAAUUUGUCGGAUUCCGGGUCGGCCGAUUGCGUGCUGGAGUUUUUGAUCAACGCUGGCGAGUGUUCGCUGCCGGAAGCCGUGAUGACCAUGGUCCCGGAAGCCUGGCAAAACGAUGAGACGAUGCCGUCCGAAAAAAGAGACUUCUACAACUGGGCAGCGUGUGCCAUGGAACCCUGGGACGGUCCCGCGCUUUUGACGUUCACCGACGGCCGAUACGUCGGUGCCUUGCUAGACAGGUAAUAAACCUACGUGAUGUGAUACGUGUACUCUAUAAAAUACUCAAUCGCAAUUAUAAUAUAUAGGAACGGACUGAGACCUUCUCGUUUCUAUGUAUUGAAAGACAACGUCAUGGUCAUGGCAUCCGAAGUUGGCGUCUACGAUACUGACCCGGCCAACGUGGCUCAUAAGGUGGACUAUAUUUUCUGUUUUUUUUUUUUGUAAAAUACAAAUUUAUCGGUUUUUCUUCGUACAGAGUCGUUUGAAACCAGGCCGUAUGCUGUUGGUGGACACCAAAGAAAAACGCAUUAUCCAGGAUGUUCAACUGAAAUCAGACAUUGCUAGAAGUAGACCCUAUUCCGAUUGGCUCCGGGAACAGGUAUUAAAUGUUUUUUCCUCGUCGUUAUUGCGGCUAUUUUAAAUAAUAUCAUUUGUAUUGUACACGAGAAUUAAAUCAUAAACCGUUUUGUUUUGUUUAUUCGAUGCCGCAAAUUGUUUGUUUCCUGUACUACUUUUACAGAGGGUGAGUUAUAUGUGUUGAUAAAUGAUUUGAAAAUAUGCUUCUGCAGUCUGCACCUAUACCUUGAUACCUUCGCGUAUUUCUCAGGAAUGCCUAGCUAUUUAGUUUUCUAAGGUUUUCUUUACAUUUAAGCUGUUGUAAAUAUUAAUAUUUUAUAUACCAUAUUUGUUUAUACGAUGGUUUAAUGUUUUAUUGAUAUACAUGUAUAGUACUAAUACCUAUAUAUUAAUUUAUAUCAAAAAUAUCUUCCAACAACUGUCUUCAUACACUUUAGGUGUUUUAUUUGUGUGUAUAUAAUGUAGUAUAUGUAUAUAAUAUAUUAUCUGCAUUGAAAUUUUUAACUGUUUAUUAAAAUAUAUGUUGAAUUUUAUAGAUUACAAUUGAAGAUUUAAGAGAAGAAGCUGUCGCUCAAGGAUUCGGUUUGGUGCGAGCUAAAUCGAUUGAAUUCAUAAGUGGUGAACGUAAUAAGACGCUGAGAGAUAACAUUCCAGAACAAGAAAUGACUCGCAUAUGGGGAGGAGACAGACGCUUAUUGUUAUUUAAUUAUUCUAUUGAAACUAUUAACAUGCUAAUUAUUCCGAUGAUCAAAACAAAGUAUGUUAAUAACGUUUAAAUAUAUAAAAAGUUAUUUUGAAAUUUAAUAAAUGGUUUGGUGUUUUAGAAAAGAAGCAUUGGGCUCAAUGGGGAAUGAUACUCCACUCGCUUGCCUAUCUCUUUUUCAACCAUUGUUAUACUCCUACUUUAAACAACUAUUUGCCCAAGUAACAAAUCCACCCAUUGAUCCCUUCCGUGAAAAAAUUGUUAUGUCAUUAAUGUGUCCAAUCGGACCUGAAGCUAAUAUUCUCAUACCUAGUGCUAAACAAUGUCACAGACUAUUUUUACCAAAUCCAAUAUUAUCCCUUUAUGAUCUAGAAGUUCUACGUAAUAAUCAGCACCGUGGAUGGAAAGUAAGACUUAUUAUUAUUAAGUGUUUAUUUCAAGAAUAUUGAUUAAUAUUUUUUUAAUCAUAUUAAUUAUCAUAUUGUGAUUAAAAUAUUUCUAAAUAAAUACUAACUAUACCUAUAAAAAUAGUUUAUAGUAUACAUUUUAAUCUACAGUUUUUAAAAUUAAAUAAUAUUACACAUUUACAGACAAAAGUAAUAGACGUUACAUUUGAUAAAAAAUAUGGACCACGUGGGGCUUCUAUAGGAUUGGAUCGUGUAUGUAAAGAAGCCAGUGAUGCUGCAGCAAAUAAUUAUCAACUCAUUAUAUUGUCAGAUAGAUUAGUUGGAGCUCAAAGGUAAAAUACGUUUACAGUAUUUCAUAAAACUGCUUUACGUUGACAUAAUAUUUUUGUUACCUGAUUAUUACUACUUCAAUUACUUACUAUACUUUAUUGUCUAUGCCAUGCGAAGAAAUAAAUUAAUAAUUGACUUAUAAACAUUAUAUUAUUUUUCAGAAUACCAAUCGGUAUGCUAUUGGCCUUGGGAGCUACUCACUACCAUUUGAUUGAAAAGAGAUUACGUAUGAAAGUUGGUUUAAUCGUAGAAACUGGUGAAGCUAGGGAAGUUCAUCAGAUGUGUGUUUUAUUGGGUUAUGGAGCUGAUGCCAUAUGUCCUUAUCUAGUAUUUGAAAUGGCUAAAAGUUUGCGUGCUGAAGGAGUAUUGGAUGCGUCAUUUACUGACAAAGUAUUAUUUGAGGUUAGUAAUUUAAUUUUUUAUCAAAUUCUAUUUUAGAUACUUAAUAUUUAAUACUUUCACCUGAAAUUGCAGAACUAUUGCGAGGCAAUGGAGCGUGGAAUAUCUAAAGUAAUGGCAAAAAUGGGUAUAUCAACUUUACAGUCUUACAAAGGAGCCCAUAUAUUUGAAGCUGUUGGGUUGGCAGAUGAAGUAAUUAACAAGUGUUUUGACGGUACUCAAUCACGUAUUGGUGGUAUAAAUUUUAAAUGUUUGGCUGAAGAAACUUAUCGACGGCAUUACCUAUCAUUUUCUCUUCGGAACACGGACAUGUAUGUUUUGGUCAACCCUGGUUUUUUCCAUUGGCGUUAUGGGGGGGAAAAACACAUAAACGACCCAGUCAGCAUAGCCAACCUACAAGUAUAGUUUUAUAAAAAAAAUAUUUGAUUUGUUUCCAUAUUAUACAAUAUUGUAUUCUAGGAAGCAGCAGUUAACAAAAAUACAAAUUCUUAUGAUAAAUUUUGUGAAUCAACAAUGGAAAGUGUACGCGCUUGCACCCUUAGAGGACAAUUAGAAUUGGUCCCUACAACUAAAUCGAUAGAUAUUUCUGAAGUUGAACCAGCAGUCAAUAUUGUAAAACGUUUUGCUACAGGUAAAAUAUCAAAACUUAAACUUGUUUAGAAAAUAAUAAAAUUGGUUUAAUGUGUUAUUAAGGUGCUAUGAGUUUUGGCUCGAUUUCUAUUGAAGCACAUUCAUCUCUAGCAAUUGCAAUGAAUAAAAUUGGAGGAAAAUCAAACACAGGAGAAGGAGGUAAUAAAGUUUUAUAUUUAUAUUUUGAGUGUAUUCUAUUUAUUGUAUCUUUUUAUUUUAGGUGAAAAUGCUGAUCGCUAUUUGAAUCAAGAUUCAGAGAAUAAUAAACGAUCUGCUAUCAAGCAAAUUGCUUCUGGUCGAUUUGGUGUAACAAGUUCCUAUUUAGCUCACGCUGAUGAUCUGCAAAUUAAAAUGGCCCAAGGUGCUAAACCUGGUGAAGGAGGAGAAUUACCCGGCUAUAAAGUGACAAAAGAAAUUGCUGCCACUAGACAUUCAGUACCCGGAGUUGGGUUGAUAUCUCCACCCCCUCAUCAUGACAUUUAUUCAAUUGAAGAUUUAGCAGAACUUAUUUAUGAUUUGAAGUGCGCCAACCCUAAUGGGAGAAUAUCUGUGAAACUGGUUUCUGAAGUUGGCGUUGGAGUGGUUGCUUCAGGUGUAGCUAAAGGAAAAGCUGAACACAUUGUUAUUUCUGGUCAUGAUGGUGGUACUGGAGCUAGUUCAUGGACAGGUAUCAAAAAUGCAGGAUUACCAUGGGAACUUGGUGUAGCAGAAACUCAUCAAGUUCUUGUAUUAAAUAAUUUGAGAUCCAGAGUAGUUGUACAAGCUGAUGGUCAAAUAAGAACUGGUUUUGAUGUAAUUGUUGCUGCUCUGUUGGGUGCUGAUGAAAUAGGCUUGAGUACUGCACCUUUGAUUGUACUUGGAUGUACCAUGAUGAGAAAAUGUCAUUUGAAUACUUGUCCUGUUGGCAUUGCUACUCAAGAUCCUGUGUUAAGAAAAAAAUUUGCUGGUAAACCAGAACAUGUUGUAAAUUACUUAUUUAUGUUAGCUGAAGAUGUUCGUAAACAUAUGGCUAAACUUGGUGUAUCUAAAUAUCAAGAUCUUAUUGGACGUACUGAUCUUCUUAAAAUGACAGAUAAUUACACCAACCGUAAAUCAAAAUUUUUAAAUCUUAGUCCCAUUUUACGAAAUGCUCUUCAUAUGAGACCGGGUGUCAACAUAAUUGGUGGAUCUGAAACACAAGUAUGAUCAUUGACUAUUAAUAAAUAAUAUUUAAUUUAUUUAAUAGUAGUAACAAAAUCAUUCUUACACUUAGGACUUCCAACUAGAAAAACGUAUGGACAAUGUCAUUAUAGCUGCUGCUCAGCCAGUAAUUGAUGGUUUGCAAUCAAGUGUUGAUAUGGAAGUUGUCAUUAAUAACGAGUGUCGCGCUUUUGCAUCAACUUUGAGCUACCAUAUUUCAAUGUAAGUUUUGUAUUUAUGCAUUUAUAAUUCAUAAAAUUAAUUUACAUGACAUUUGUCAAACUAGGAAAUAUGGUGAUGAUGGUCUGCCAGAUAAUAGUAUAAACAUCAAAUUGAAAGGAUCUGCAGGGCAAAGUUUCUGUGCUUUUAUGACCAAAGGAGUACAUGUAGUUUUAGAAGGAGAUGCUAAUGAUUAUGUUGGAAAAGUAAGUUAUUAAAUAUAAUUAAUUAAAAUAAAUUAAUAAUAUAAUGGAUUUUUCCAUUUAUGUGGAAAAACAUUUAACAUGUUCUAUUGUUAUAUAAUAGUGGUUCCAAAUAUAUUUUUUAUUCUACGUCCCUUUUGUAAAUUUUCAAAAAUCUCACACCCCUCCCCCCUUUAAUUAGUUUAGAUAGCCUUUUUUUUUUUUAGUGAGCUGUACAAAUAAAUUUUACAAAAUAACUAAAUUAUUAUACAUUAUAUAACUAAAACAUAGAAAACAAAUUAAAAUACUAAUCCGAAUAAUAUAUAAUUUUUAGGGGCUGUCUGGAGGAGAAAUAGUAAUUUACCCUCCAAAAUCAUCUACAUUCCAGUCUGAACUUAAUGUCAUAGCUGGUAAUGUUUGCUUGUAUGGAGCUACUAGUGGAAAAGCAUUUUUCAGGGGUAUUGCAGCUGAACGUUUUUCGGUUAGAAAUUCCGGUGCUAUAACUGUCGUUGAAGGAGUUGGGGAUCAUGGUUGUGAGUAUAUGACAGGAGGUUGUGCAGUUAUUUUGGGUCUUACAGGGCGUAAUUUUGCCGCUGGUAUGUCUGGUGGUAUUGCUUAUGUUCUUGAUGUCGAUGGAACCUUUAAAAGGUAAAGUUAAAUUAAAACCAUAUUCUCUUUUAAAAUUUAAUUAUUUAUAAUUUGUUUUAUUUAUAUUACAGUAAAUGUAAUACAGAAAUGGUGGACCUUCUUCCACUAGAUCGUCAAGAAGAUCUUGAAUAUGUUAAAUCACUUUUAGAAGAAUUUGUUCUUAAAACUGAAUCGGUUAUUGCGACUAAAUUAAUUGAUACUUGGCCUCUUUCUGCAUCAAAAUUUAUUAAAGUAUUUCCUUUUGAGUAUCAAAGAGCUUUGAAACAAUUGGCAGAAGAAACGAAAGUUGCACAGCCUCACAUAAAUCCAACUGAAACUAUAAAUGAACCAAGUGUCUGUGACAUUGAAGAAACAAUUAAUGACCAAGCAUUUGAAAAAAAAAGACUUGAAAAAAUAUUAGAUAAAACUCGAGGUUUUGUCAAAUAUUCACGUGAAACAAUGAUGUAUAGACCAGCUGAAAAAAGACUUAACGACUGGGAUGAAAUUUAUAAUACUCAACACGUCAGGAAAGGACUUCGAGUUCAAGCUGCUAGAUGCAUGGAAUGUGGUGUUCCAUUCUGUCAAUCAUCACAUGGAUGUCCUUUAGGAAAUAUCAUACCAAAAUGGAAUGAUUUAAUAUUUCACAAUAAUUGGCAAGAAGCAUGUAAUCAACUUUUACAAACUAACAAUUUCCCAGGUAUGUACCUUCAGAUAAUGUUUUAGAUUCCGAGCAUAGGGAGAAAUGUAUUAGUUUUACUAUGAUGUGUACUUUUUUUUCUUCAAAUUUUCCUCAAAAAUAGGAACUAUUUCACUGUUUUAUGUCUGUUGUAUAUAUAUGUAUAUAUGUAUAAAUAUUUUUCCUUAUAUGUUUGGACACAUUUAAUGACUCUCUGGACCAAAAGAGCUCAAAGUCAAAAAUUAGAGUUUUAUUUAAUGGUAAAAAUAUGUAGUGCGUAAUAUAGUUAUUUUUUUUUUAAUAGUGUUUUAAAUUCAAAUUUUGAUGAAAAUUAUACAAAUCACAGAAUUUCAAAACAUGUUUAACCAAAAUUUGCUCAGAAUCGUAUUUCAUUAGCAACAAUUUAUCAUUGAAUAGAGAUAUAAAUUAUAUAAAUCUAUUUAUCCUACUAUCCCAAUUUUCUAUUUACAACAGUAGCACACCCAUCACCAAUAUUAGCUAUUUCGUUUUUAUAUUAUAUAUUAGUAUAGAAGGUAACUCUUUAGUUUAAUAUUACUUUUUUUUAGAAUUUACUGGACGGGUCUGCCCUGCCCCCUGUGAAGGAGCAUGUGUUUUGGGUAUUAGUGAACCUCCAGUUACAAUCAAGAACAUUGAAUGUGCAAUUAUUGACCAUGCUUUUGAACAAGGUUGGAUUAAACCCGAAUCGCCUAAGUUUCAAACUGGAAAGACAGUAGCUAUUGUUGGAUCUGGUCCGUCAGGACUGGCAACUGCCCAUCAAUUGAAUAAAGUAUUUAUUAGUACAAUUACCUUUAUAUAUAUAUAUAUAUAUAUAUAUAUGUAUAUUGUAUAAACAAGGUUUUCAGAAUUUCAUGAUGCAGUCACUUUUUCUAUGAAAUUUCAUUAAAAAAAUUUAAUGAUUUACAUACAAAUAUUUGGAAUUCUAAAAAUUCUGAAAAUUUACAUUGUCCUUAUUUUGUUCACCCUUUCCGAGUUAAAAACCUUAACUUUUGGUUUUCAAAAGCAUCUUAUAUUAAAAAUGUCAUAAAUAGCUAUACAAUUUUAGUUUAAAUACAUUCUGGUGUUAAAAUUGUUAAUUUCUGUCAACUCAUUAACAAGAUAUUCCACUUAUAAAUUUGGAUAGGAAGAGAGUAGUGGAACAUAAUUUAUGUGACAGCACACAGCGUUUAGUAGGUCUCUACUACUCUCCCUCUACUCAUAUUUAAAGAUUGAAGAUCUUGUCAACAUGUUAAUGGAAAUUAUAAAUGACAGCACUGAAAUGUAUUUUAACUAAAUCUUUAUUUAUUUUUAGAAUUUCUUGAUAUGUUAUAGGUUGCUAUUUGAAAAACUAAAGAAGUGAAAAAAUGAAACCAUUGUUUCAGCCCCAAAAAUAAUUGUGAAAAAAAUAAGUAUUUCAUCAAAAAUUUGGCUGAAAAAUGAAAUUUUAAAAACUCUGUAUAUAAUAUAUUAUACAAAGAUGCUUAAUACAUAAAAAUUAAAAACAACAUAUUAACAAUAGUUCUUCUUAGGCUGGACAUUCGGUACAAGUUUUUGAAAGAAAUGAUCGUAUUGGUGGUUUACUGCAAUAUGGAAUUCCAACCAUGAAAUUAUCUAAACAAGUUGUGCAAAGACGAGUGGAACUUUUAAAAGAUGAAGGAAUUGUGUUUCACACAAACGUUAGCGUCGGAAAAGAUUAUUUAGCCAAAGUAAUUCUUAUGCAAAUCAAUAAUGUUGAGGUAACUAAUUAAUAUGCAUAAUAUUUAUUUUAGGAACUCUUGGAACAAUUUGAUGCGGUUGUAUUAUGCACUGGAGCUACAUGGCCAAGAGAUCUACCAAUACCUGGUCGUCAUCUAGAUGGUAUUUAUUUUGCCAUGAACUUUUUGGAAUCUUCUCAAAAGAAACAACUUGGUGGACCUACAGACUUAAGCCUGUUAGCAAAGGACAAAGAUAUAAUUGUAAUUGGAGGUGGUGAUACUGGUUGUGAUUGUAUUGCUACAUCAUUAAGACAAGUUAGUAAUUGCUUUUAGGUGUAACAUAUUGUUAUUAAUUAAAAUUAUUUGCUAAUUAUUAUUUUAGAGAGCAAAAUCUAUUACAUCGUUUGAAAUUCUUCCUGAACCACCAAAGACUAGAGGACGGGAAAAUCCUUGGCCACAAUUUCCUAGAGUGUUCAAAAUUGAUUAUGGUCAUGAAGAAGUCAAAAUUAAAUUUGGAAAUGACCCUAGACAAUUUUCCAUAAUGAGCAAGGUAAAGCUUGUAUAAAUUAUUUUUAUUAUAAACACUUCUUUUUAUAAAAAAACUUAUCUUUUAGGAAUUUAUUGAUGAUGGAAAUGGUCAUGUUAGUGGUAUCAAAACAGUUAAAGUAAACUGGACUAAAGAUGCAUCUGGAAGAUGGAAAAUGGAUGAAGUACCAGACUCUGAAGAGGUAUUAUAUUUAAAAACUAUAUUUUUAUGAGUCUUUAUUAGAUCUAAUUUUAAUUACCAAUGCAAAAUUUAGAUUUUCAAAUGUGAUAUGGUUCUUUUGGCUAUGGGAUUCCUUGGGCCUGAGCGUACUAUUGUCAAUGAACUAUCAUUAGCUCUUGACCCGAGAUCUAAUUUUGAGACAACAGCCGGCCAUUAUGCUACAUCUGUUCCUAAAGUAUUUGCUGCUGGAGGUUUGUUAUCCAAAUUUAAUCUAAUUGGCAAACUAUGGUUCAUGCUAACUAUAAAUGCUCAUUUAGAUUGCCGCCGUGGCCAGUCAUUAGUUGUUUGGGCUAUAUCUGAAGGACGCCAAGCCGCUAGAGAAGUAGAUUUAUUCCUGAUGGAACAAUCUUUAUUGCCUGGACCUGGUGGUGUAAUAUCUAUCGAAGCUAAUAGAAUAAUAAAUUGA